AUGGACAUCGACACCCCAGCGUCUCCUACACACCCAGCCAACGUUGAAGAAGAAGCAUAUGAAAUCGCCCCCCGCGCCCCAGCCCCGGGCCAACCAUACCGUACUCAAGACCUGCAUCCUAAAUUCGUGUAUGCGGAAGAACUCUGGGAACCAACCGAGUCUCGUGAACGCCGGCAUGCCGCGCUGGGUGUCCUAGAUGAUCUGGAAAUGCUCAUGUUCCACGCCGUUUCUAACAAUGAGUCUAUUCCCCAGACGAGGCAGCGCUUCAUACAUUCGCUCGCCCGUCGACCGGCGGAUAAGCCGCCGACACGCAAGUAUAUCGUGCAUGAUAUCGAGGCCGGAAGGCUGCUGCAGGCUCAUAGGUCUGAUGCCAUGGGUAUGGGUGGGAUGGCGGGAGCGAAGUUGCCUAUGUCUGUGCCUGGGCGGCGAUGGAUGGAUGACGGUCGGAGUCUGGCGGGUACGUUUGAGGUGAGGGCGGAUAUGCCUAUUGUUGAUAUCGUGGAGGUUAACGGCGGGUGGAGGAAUGAGUAUCUCUCUACUGAUGUUGCGGGCCAGGUUGCGGGUGGUAAUGCCGGUGUAAGGAGGGAUGGCUCGGGUAUGUCGUCGUCGUCGUCUCCGUCGACGGCCAGGAAGGGAAAAGGCAGGGCGUGA
Microsporum canis CBS 113480 is the source of this 651-nucleotide messenger RNA. RefSeq lists its product as uncharacterized. Bases 1 to 651 code for a protein of 216 amino acids. The transcript is spliced from 3 exons. Lineage: Eukaryota; Fungi; Ascomycota; Eurotiomycetes; Onygenales; Arthrodermataceae. The record is from RefSeq and is a predicted model, not a curated record.